Messenger RNA from Anolis sagrei ordinatus, 3371 nucleotides. RefSeq names its product lysophosphatidylcholine acyltransferase 1 (gene LPCAT1). NCBI's taxonomy places the organism in Eukaryota, Metazoa, Chordata, Lepidosauria, Squamata, Anolidae. The record is from RefSeq and is a predicted model, not a curated record. Gene Ontology annotation, cellular component: endoplasmic reticulum. Gene Ontology annotation, molecular function: 1-acylglycerophosphocholine O-acyltransferase activity; calcium ion binding; lysophosphatidic acid acyltransferase activity.
CGCGGCGAGGGCGGGGCGCGAGCGGAGAGCCCGGCGGUGGCAUUAAGCAGCAGCAGCAGCGUCUGACAGAGGCGCGCAUCCUCCUCCUCCUCCUCCUCCUUGACUGCCGGCUCCGGAGGACCAAGCGGCCGACAGCCUCCUCCUCCUCCUGCUGCUGCUGCUGCUCCAAGGCUUGGCCUAGUUUCCUAAGCCCUCCGUCGUCCAUCCCGUCCUCAGCAGCCUCCUUCUCUUUGCUUUCCCUCCCGCCAUGAGGCUGAAGGGCCGGGGAUGCUGCGCCCCGGGCGAGCGAGGAGGAAGAGGAGGAGGAGGAGGAGGAAAAGGCGCCGGCGAGGAGGAGCAGAAGCAGGAGGGCCGAGGGCCGCCCCCUCCCCCGCUGCGCAGCCCCUUCGCGCACCAGCUGCGCUUCAGCGCCCUCCAGAAAGCCAAGAUUGCCUUCAUGACAUUGACCGUGUUCCCCAUCCGGCUGUUCUUUGCCGCUUUUAUGAUGUUAUUGGCCUGGCCUUUUGCGUUCAUCGCAUCCAUAGGAGUUGCUGAUAAAGAAUUAGAACAGCCCCUCUCCUGGUGGCGAAAGGUUGUGGAUUUCUUGCUGAAGGCUAUCAUGAGGACAAUGUGGCUUGCUGGUGGAUUCCACUGGAUAAAUGUGAAGGGCAGGCAGGCCCUGCCCACUGAAGCAGCAAUAUUGACCCUGGCUCCACAUUCCUCGUACUUUGAUGCUAUACCAGUAACAAUGACCAUGGCCUCCAUUGUCAUGAAAGCAGAAAGCAAAGACAUCCCUGUUUGGGGAACUCUGAUCAAAUACAUCCGACCUGUGUUUGUAUCUCGAUCAGAUCAGGAUUCUCGCAGAAAAACUGUUGAGGAGAUAAGACGGCGUGCUCAAUCUAAUGGAAAAUGGCCUCAGAUAAUGAUAUUCCCAGAAGGAACCUGCACUAAUCGAUCUUGUCUAAUUACCUUCAAGCCUGGAGCAUUUAUCCCUGGCGUGCCUGUCCAACCAGUGAUUCUACGUUAUCCAAACAAAUCGGAUACAAUUACAUGGACGUGGCAAGGUCCGGGAGCGCUGAAAAUUCUGUGGCUUACGUUAUGCCAGUUUCAUAAUUUUGUGGAAAUAGAGUUUUUGCCUGUGUAUAUACCUUCUGAAGAAGAAAGGAAGAAUCCAUCUUUGUAUGCAAAUAACGUCAGACGUAUAAUGGCAAAGGCUCUUGGAGUUUCAGUCACAGACUAUACUUUUGAAGACUGCCAGCUGGCUUUGGCUGAAGGACAACUCCGCCUCCCUUCAAAUACUUGUCUCUUAGAAUUUGCAAAACUUGUAAGAAGUCUUGGAUUAAAGCCAGAGAAGCUUGAAAAGGAACUUGAGGUGUACUCAGGAAGUGCCAAGAGAAUGAAAGGCAAAAGAGUCAGUCUUAAGAAAUUUGCUGAAUACUUGGAAGUCCCAGUUUCAGAUACAUUAAAAAAUAUGUUUGCACUUUUUGAUGAGAAAGAAGAUGGUCUGAUUGACUUACGAGAAUAUGUAACAGCAUUGUCGGUUGUUUGUAGGCCAUCUAAAACUCUGCAAACAAUACAGUUGGCUUUUAAGAUGUAUCAAUCAGAUUAUGGCACUAUAACAGAAGAGGACUUAACUUGCAUUUUAAAAACCGCAAUGGGUGUUUCAGACCUUAACGUAUCAAACCUUUUCAGAGCUAUAGAUGUUGAAGGAAGGGGAAAAGUUACGUAUGAUGAAUUUCACAGGUUUACUGAAAUGUAUCCAGACUUUGCUGAGGAAUAUUUAUAUCCCGAUCAAAUGGAGACUGGAAGCUCCUUGGACGCUCCUGCCCCCAAUGGCCUCUGUACAGAUUUCAGCCCAGAAACUGUGGAAGAGAGGAGAACCCGUCUACAAAAGAAAAUGGAUUAAUUUUAACCAUUUCCUCAUCCUCUUCUGGUGAGAGGAGUAUGUUUUGUCUUGGGCUCUUCAUAGUCACACAGUUGUAUAUGACCUGAAGGAUGUGAGAGAAAGGUGCCUGUGUGUGAGUGCAUGUAUGAGUGUGUGAGUGUGUAGAUGAUUUUACUGCAUUAAUGAGCAUCUUCAGGCUUGCUGUUGGGAAGGUAUUGUUUUUCCAUCAGUAUCUUGGAAAGUAAAGAAUGUAAAUGAACUUUAAUUUCUGUACUUAAAAAGAAGAUGCUUGCGUAUUUAUAUUCCAUUGUUUAGUUCCAUGUACAAAGUGUCCUACAAAGUGUGCAUGUGUAAAGAAUACUGUAGCUCCUAUGGUGUCAAGUGCACUUCGGUGAUUAGUGUUAUCCCUAUUUAGGGAAUUGUUUUGGGGGUCAAGUUUUGCUUUUCUUUUUCACAUGGAUGGCUCUGUUGACUGCUAGCUGUUGACGGCUAUCUUCUGAGCAAGGCAAGUGUGGCUUGGACCCUUUGUUUUCAUUUCAUUAAAUAGUUAAAGGAAGAAAAGUAUGCAAAAAAAUGUUUCAACGAAGGAAUUGUUUUUAUUAUUUUUGGGGUCUUUCAGUCCAUGGUAACAUCAAUAUGGAUACGGGGAAUUGUUCCCUGGGUUGUGUGCAAUCUGUGCUAAAAUUAUUACAGUUCUGUAAUUCAGAUUCUGCAGAAUUCCAUUUUUUAAAAUAAAUAAUACGAAUUAGGUACAUUUCCACAUUUUGCAUAUGGCUGCUCUCUCAGUACAUUGGGAAAGACAAAGAAGUAUACAGGAAACACUCUGAUCUGAUUCCUGGAAAUGUAGAUCAUUUUUCUCCAUCUCCUUACGCCAACCCAAAAACAUACCUUCAGGUUUAGAAACCCAUAAUUAAAAAGUGAAAGUCAAAUUCUUUGGAUGUUGAAUUCUGGACUAAAUUGUGAUUUCUGUACUAAUGAGUCUGAUAACAGAAUAUGCACAGCCCUGGCCAUUUCCUUCUUUCUUCCAUUGAUGUUCCAUUUGGAUUUACAAGGAGAGGAUAAUUAAAAUAGGUAUGUUUUUUUUAAAAAAAAAGACAGCUUCAAAAGAUAUGGCUUUUUGCACACAACAAAGUAAUACAUAAUAGAUACUGAACAGGCAUAAAAUAAACAUCUGUUAACAUCAGGCAUCCAAAAUAUUCCUUAAAAUUAUCCAAAAAAGAUUUAAAAUUCCACCUCUGAAUUUUCAGAGAAAUGUGAUCCUGCUUUUCUAUUGUUCCCUGCUUUUUUAAUGGCUCUUUAGUAAGAGGUGUCAGAUUUAAGUUCUUCAUGAACUAACUGGCAUAGUCCCUGGGCAUUUACAUAUCUUGCCUCCUUUAUCUCUUCAGUUCCAACAUGGCAUAGCCUGACAUGACUUCUGAGUUGUGUUUCACUGUAUAGGGUUUUCAAAGACAGACAUGUUAAUCCCACUCUCAGUACUUCCAUACUAAGUGUUUACUCGGCAGUUGUC